Molecule: messenger RNA, 986 nt
Organism: Trematosphaeria pertusa
Lineage: Eukaryota; Fungi; Ascomycota; Dothideomycetes; Pleosporales; Trematosphaeriaceae
Product: P-loop containing nucleoside triphosphate hydrolase protein
Exons: 3
Coding region: 87-896 (269 amino acids)
Biological process (GO): microtubule-based movement; mitotic spindle organization
Molecular function (GO): microtubule binding; ATP binding; microtubule motor activity
Source: RefSeq, a predicted model, not a curated record
CGCACACCACGCGCACCACCGCUCGCCCCGUUGAAGCUGCGCACGACCCGCCCUCCAAAUAACGGCAUAGCCGCGUGCCGGCAGUGAUGGCCUCUCCCCCAGGCUCGCCGGCCGGCGCAAUCCAGAGGCCCAUGAGCGCAAUGAUCCGGCCCAACCGCUCGAGCAGCAGAAUGAGCAUGAGCAGCAAGCACGGCGGCGGUUCGCGGGCCUCCGACGAGGACUCUAAAACGGCCGUAAAAGUUGCCGUCCGCGUGCGACCGCCGCUCAAGCCCGGAGACCCAGGCUUCGACCUCGUCCCCCAGCGCUUUCGUGGCUCGACCUGCCAGGUCACGUCGUCCUCGAGUCUCGCCGUCGAUGCGUCCGGCGGCCGGAAAGUUUUCGUGUUCGACAAGGUCUUCGGCGAGGACGUCGAGCAGGAGGGCGUCUUCGAAUACGUGAGCGAGAGCGUCACCUCCUUCGUGCAGGGCUACAAUGUCUCCAUCCUUGCCUAUGGCCAGUCCGGCGCGGGCAAGUCGUACACAAUGGGCACCACAGGCCCGCGCGAGCAGAACGACGCAAAGAUAAUGGGCAUAGUACCACGCGCGGCAGGCAUUCUCUUUGAGAAGCUCGAAGGACCGAACGGUCGGGCCUCAGGAAUCCGUGCGCCUUCGCGUUUGUCCGGUCUCAGCGCGGCAAACUUCGCACACAAGUCGUCGAGCAACAAGAACUGGCAGCUGAAGGCCACAUAUGUAGAGGUAAGACGCGCGCCGCCCGUCUCCGGGAAGACUGCUGACCUCCGCAGAUCUACAAUGAGCAGCUUCGUGAUCUCCUCAUCCCCGAACACACGCCUCCACAUGAGCGACCCUCCGUGGCAAUUCGCGAGGACAUCAAGGGUCGCAUCCUUCUCACGGGUCUGACGCAGGUUUCAAUCAAUUCCGUGGAGGAUCUUCUGAACGCGCUCAACUUCGGCUCAGCCAUUCGACAGACCGAUGCAACCGCCGUCAACG